This is a messenger RNA of Aplysia californica (California sea hare), 2738 nucleotides long. Its product is annotated as myoglobin. The transcript is spliced from 14 exons. Gene Ontology annotation, biological process: 'de novo' NAD+ biosynthetic process from L-tryptophan. Lineage: Eukaryota; Metazoa; Mollusca; Gastropoda; Aplysiida; Aplysiidae. Bases 1 to 1314 code for a protein of 437 amino acids. The record is from RefSeq and is a predicted model, not a curated record. Gene Ontology annotation, cellular component: cytoplasm. Gene Ontology annotation, molecular function: metal ion binding; indoleamine 2,3-dioxygenase activity; L-tryptophan 2,3-dioxygenase activity.
AUGACUUGUGAGAUGUUGGAACUUGGUGUUCUGGGAGCUCAAUUGCCAUCCUACUUUGAGAAGUGGAAUGAACUGGCAAAGUCUUUACCAAGCCUGUUGCGAGAGAAAAAAGUGCGGGAAGCUGUUCAUCAGCUUCCCCUGCUGGACCAUAGUUUGCUCCAAGGUCACCAGCAGCUUCGCCUGGCUCACCUACAACUGAUCAUGAUCACAGCUUACUAUAUUUGGCAAGAUGGAGACAGUGGUGUGCCUAAGGUUUUGCCCAAAAAUGUUGCCAUUCCAUUAUACAAAAUUUCUGAAGAACUUGGAAUAAAGCCGAUUUUAGGACAUGUUGACCUUGCUUUGGCAAACUGGGCUCUUAUUGAUGAAAGCAGGCCUAUUGACUUUGGAAAUCUGAAAUGCCUGUAUGAGAUUCCCGGGGGCUUUGGUGGACAGUGGUUCUUUAUUGUGACUUUCAUGGUGGAAUUCACCUUUGCUGGAUGCUUGAAGCCCAUUGUUCGAGUUGCUGACAUGUUGCACUCUGUGAAAGAUAAAGGCUCUGGGGAUCAAGCUGAAAUCUCAGAUAUCUCGAGGAAAAUAACGGCCUGUUUGGAAGACAUUUGUGAAACCACAUGCUCUUUGAAGAAAGUUCUUACAAGGAUGCAUGAUCACCUUUCUGCCAAAACAUUUUUCAAUUCACUGAGGCCAUUUUUGGCUGGGUGGGGUGGUGAGGGUAAUGCUCUACCCGAGGGACUCAUAUAUGAGGGGAUUUCCGACACACCUAUACAGCUUCCUGGUGGCAGUGCAGCUCAGAGUUCGACCCUGCAGGUGAUAGAUGCACUUCUGGGAGUGGAGCACACAGAAGACAAAAAAGAAUUCCUUAAAUUCAUGCAAGAGUUCAUGAUACCAGACCACAGACGGUUUAUUCAAACUUUUGAGCAGAUGCCCUUCAAGCUACGACAAUUCAUGGAACAGAAUCCCCACCCUAAGCUCUUGGAUGUCUACAACAGAUGCAUCUCAGCUCUUGUGAACUUACGGAAAUAUCACAUACAGAUCGUGACGAAGUACGUUGUGAUUGCAUCAAAAGAAACAAAUGAAGGGAAUUAUGAGAGUCUUGAUUCCAAGGGGACAGGAGGAACAAGCCUCAUUCCUUUUCUGAAAGCAGUGAACAUGGACACACAAUCCAAGUUUGUGAAUUCCAAUGCUGAAUCAAACGCUAAGUCAAAAACUUUGAGUUUCCUGAACACAAUCUUCCACUCCAGGGCUACAGCUUGUGUACUUGUAGGGCUUGCUAUAAGUUUUACUGCAAGUGCUGUCUUUAAACGUCUGAAACUCUGAUAAAGAGUUUCAUGCGUAUGUUAUCUUUUGUUCAAUAAAAGUUUUUUUGCUGAAGCAUUGUCCCAGUGAUCAUUCUGUUAUUUAAAGAACAAAAUGUAAUAAUAUUUGAUAUAUAAAUCUGUGAAGAAACUAAUGACUUUUAACUUUUAAAAAUCAGUAUCAUGUUUCACCAUAAAACAACUAAAAUGCACUGAUUUAGUGAUAAACAAACCAUUGUUGUUUGAGAGAUUGACAUAGCUUGCUCUUCCUAUUUUUUAAAACUUUUUUUUACACUGUAGAUAUGUUUUAAAUUUCAUUGGCAAACAGAACUUUUACUUGAUGCUUGCCGAAAACAUAAAUAUUUUCUCUUCUGUUUGCUUUUGCAAGUCGUAUACGUUUAUUUUUCAGUGUUUGUUGUGUUUGGAAAAAAAACCUCUCAUUUUUGUUGUAUUUCCUCAAGGAAAAGUAAGUCCCGAAUCUUUUUUGCACAUCAUAAGGUGAUGAUAAUUCUUUGCAAGGAUUUUUUAGUAAGAUUUAGUGAAAAUUCACUGAAGCUCACAAACUCACAUGCAAGUGAUUUAUAUUGUCCAACGUCUGUGCACUUUGUAAAGUCAGAUUGUCCGCUUUUCUUUUUCUCUUUUUCUUCCACUUUAUUUUCCAGUGUACACAAUACUCAGAGAUUUUGGCAGUAACUAAAGAAUGCAUUAUAUGAACUGCACAAUCUCUUAUCUUUUUCUGUACACAAUAAUGGUUUUGUGAAUACUGUCCAAAUCAACUGCCUUCCCCGAGUGUAUGGAAAUUUUACAUUACACACACAUCAAACUAUUUAUUAAUCAAAUAUUUGUUCUGUUGAGACGGGCAUUUUUUUUUUUUAUCUUCGUUCAAUUUGAACAAUUUAUAUUGGUCUAAACUUUACAAAUGAGGAUAUUCACAUGAUACAAGUAAGUGUUUGACUUCAGAUUUGUGCCCUGAUUUUUAAGCUAUAAGCAUGUGGCUGAAUCUGUGAUGAAAUGUAUUAUGUUUCAAAGAAUUUAAAUUGUUGUUGCUUAAAUGGUUGCUGAUCUUUCAUAGACUAAAAAAACAUUACAUAUAUUUAUUUUCAUAUGAUGUAUGACAAAUGUCCAUGACUUUUAAGAAGGAAGUUCAUACAAGUCAUUUUUACAGUAUUGUAAUAAGCAGAAGUAUAUUUUUGUUGCUUUAUCUUUGGUAUUGUUGCUGACUGUUCUCCACUAUGUAGCUUUGACAUGAUUAAUGGUAAAGUUUUUUUGGCUAUUACAAAGCUUAUUACAUGUGAUGCUUCACUUUCUCCACUUUGUAGCUUUAACAUGUUUUUUUUAAGAAUGAUAUCAUUUGAUAGCUUUUACAGAAUUCAUUUCAUGUGAUGGUAUAGUUUGUUAAUUUUUUAUAAUUUUGGACAAACCUAAUAAAAAUAAAGAUCAAGUGUG